Messenger RNA from Sorghum bicolor (sorghum), 978 nucleotides. RefSeq lists its product as uncharacterized. The record is from RefSeq and is a predicted model, not a curated record. The transcript has a single exon. Bases 124 to 678 code for a protein of 184 amino acids. NCBI's taxonomy places the organism in Eukaryota, Viridiplantae, Streptophyta, Magnoliopsida, Poales, Poaceae.
CUCUCUCUCUCUGCUUGUCCUCAACUCGAGCUCACCAACUAUAUAUAUACGUGCUGGCCGCGUCGAUAAUCACGGUGAGGACGACAGAGAGAGGGCACCGGACACGAGGUGCGCGGCGGCGGCAUGGGCAACAGCCUGCGGUGCUGCCUGGCGUGCGUGCUGCCGUGCGGCGCGCUGGACCUGGUGCGGAUCGUGCACCUCAGCGGCCGCGUCGACGAGUACGGCCGCGCCGUGUCGGCCGGGGAGGUGCUGGCGGCGCACCCGAACCACGUGCUCAGCAGGCCCUGCUCGUCGCCGCAGGGGGUCGGGGUGCGCAGGAUCCUCAUCGUGUCGCCGGACUCGGAGCUCGAGCGCGGGGAGAUCUACUUCCUCAUCCCGGCCGCGUCCGUGCCCGACGCCAAGAAGGCCGCCGCCGCCGGCGGAGGCGGAGGCGGUGCUGCCACGCCGACCCGGCACGUGCGCAGCAAGUCGGAAGGCAGCGUCGUCGCCGCCGCCGCCAUCACCAUCACCGACCGGCAGCUCGGCGGGGCCGAGUCGCCGCCGGAGAAGGAGGCAGCCAAGAAGAAGCAGCAGCAACACAAGAGGGCGGCCGCGCAGCAGCACCGGCGGCGCAUGAGCACCGGCAGCCACGCCGCGCCGUGGCAGCCGCACCUCGCCUGCAUCGCCGAGGACCUCUGACCCUGAGUGACCGGCGCGCGCACCCGUGUGUUCAUGCUGCCAUCGACCGAUCGUUGGAUUCCCCUUUGUUUUCACGUCUAGUGCUCUGCGUGGUAAAUAUUCCCGUUUUCUCGUCCCCUUCCAUUGCAAUUGUAAAAAUUCGGCCGUCGUCACGUGUGAUCUUCCCUUUCCUGUACCGAUUUUUGAGCGUCUUUUUGUAACUUUGCAUCAAUUCAAACCGAAACUUGUACAUAAAGCUCCACAUUUCUAUCUACAAAAUUCAUACGAAUGCGUCGUUUUCGUCGGCGACAAAUUUUUUUU